Rhopilema esculentum is the source of this 1309-nucleotide messenger RNA. NCBI's taxonomy places the organism in Eukaryota, Metazoa, Cnidaria, Scyphozoa, Rhizostomeae, Rhizostomatidae. The record is from RefSeq and is a predicted model, not a curated record.
UCCAACAUGGCGGAAGAAAGCUAUAGUGACUUCGUAGCUGGUGAUGAUUUUGAUCUGAUAAUGGAAUUGAUCGAUGAAGGGAUACUGGACGAUGAAAUAUCUAUUGGUGAAGAGGUUGAACAAGCUAUUCUAGAGGCUGAAACCAUAAAAGAUGGGUUCAAAUGUGAGCAGUGCUUGAAAGUUUGCAAUUCUAAACGCGGACUUUCAAGGCAUGUUAAUUCGAAACAUGAGCAACAAAAAUGUGAUGUGAAUGAUAAGGUCAAAGAUUCACCUACAAUACACAAUUUGCAACUGAAAGGCAUAAUUGAGAAAGCUGCUCAUAAGCUUAGUCAGGAUGAAUGUUUCAGUCUCUUGGAACGUGAUAAAUUUGCCAAAUUCUCAAUAACAGUUGAAGAAUGCCUAUUGAUCUGGGACAAAAUCAUCCCAAUUGUUAAAAAUUUUAAUGGGAAUGAUGAAAAAUUCCUCAGUAACUUUUUCAAGCUAAUGCUACCAAAGCAGCAAAUUUUCAGUGGGCUACCAGUCCUCCACUCAAAUUUGCUGUGUUCAGAGAUGGCUAGCUUAUGUCUGAAGUUUUUGAUUCAGCCAAAGGAUGCUGGUCAGCAAGGGAAAGAAGAGAGGUUAUUUUCUUUUUCUGAAAAAGAAUUGCAUGGUCUGCAAUAUCUUGCUGGAUAUUGUUGUCGUACAAUUUACUGUAGAUUGCGACGGUCCCAUUCUUGGAGGUCUUUAGCCACCCAACAAUCUUUGGCAAUUUUGAUGGCUGCAAAAUGUAUAGAGGAUGAUACCCAGAAACUUGUCAACAUUAGGGACCGUGGUGCACUAUGGCGAGUAAACAAAAAGGCACAGAAGAUUUUCAUGGUUUGCGAGCAAUAUUUUUGCACAAUAACAUCAAAAUCAAAGACAUGCAUAGACAGUACAUUAAUGGUUAAAAAAGUAAUGCAGGAUAACAUUGUCCAAUCAAACUUUAAAGAUAUAUGCAGAUCUGCUGAUAUUGUUGUUGACAAGGAAGUGAGCAAAAACUUGCUUGAAUGUCUAGUCCUACUGUAUGUGAGGGUUAGGGCACAUUCUCAUGCAAAGUCAUUGAAAGAAAAACACAAGGCAGCUAAACAAAGAACAAAGCAAAGAUCUUUACGCACAGGAAUUAAACAGUCUAGCUCAAGCACUGACAUGGGACAUUGAGAUAAAUUUUGUGUGAACUCUGUAACAUAACUUAUUAAAACUAAAAAUAAGGUCCAUAUAAAGCUUCCAUACAAAUAAUUUGAUAAAUGUGUUGCAUCACAAGCAUUAAUUAGAUGUUUUAUUCUCUAUGGUU